Equus caballus (horse) is the source of this 1773-nucleotide messenger RNA. RefSeq names its product ADP-ribosyltransferase 5 (gene ART5). The record is from RefSeq and is a predicted model, not a curated record. Lineage: Eukaryota; Metazoa; Chordata; Mammalia; Perissodactyla; Equidae. Gene Ontology annotation, molecular function: NAD+ poly-ADP-ribosyltransferase activity; NAD+-protein-arginine ADP-ribosyltransferase activity.
UGCAUGCAAAUCAGCGAGAGCAGAAGCGGUGAUCUCUCGGCGGCGGGACCCUCUGGGGGCUCCCAGGCCAAGUGGUCUGGGGGCCGGGCACCUCGGGUCGGGCCCACCUGAGGGAGAGGCCGAGUUUACAAGCCCGCUUCCCUAACCCUGGUCUGGCUCGGAGUCAAAGAGGGUCCGGGAGAAAGAGCUCGCCGUCCUCGGGAAGGGGGUCACGCCCCUCACCCCUUCCCCCGCCGCUCCCGCCCCCACCUCACUGUCCGUUGUUGGGAAGAGAGGUGUCGGGUUGCCGCCGCGGGGGCUAUAGUUAGCCGCGGACUUUGUUUAUCCGGGACUCCGGGGACAUCGCAGCGCCCGCCCUGACUGGAGCCCUGCGCCUCCGCGCUCCUUCCCGCUCUCCGCCUCCGCCUCCGCCUCCGCCUCCGCUACCUCCAGGCGCGCCCUUGGCCCCUCCCACGCCCCGCCUGGACCCGGGGUCCUGGACCAGGGACCCCCUCCACCGCAGAAGGCGGCCAGCUCUCGUCAAGACUCACCACCGCUGGUCCCACCCUCAUCUGCACCUCGCCCUCCUGAGUCUCCCCUAGGAAUGAUGCUGGCAGCUCUGCUGAUCGCUCUCGGCGGCCUCAGUCUGCACACCCUCUGGCAGGCUCAGGCUGUUCCCAUCCUGCCCCUGGGCCUGGCUCCAGACACCUUUGAUGAUGCCUAUGUGGGCUGCGCGGAGGAGAUGGAGGAGAAGGCAGCCUUUCUGCUAAAAGAGGAGAUGGCCCGCCACGUCCUGCUGCGGGAGUCCUGGGAGGCAGCCCAGGAGGCCUGGGAGCACAGGCGUCGAGGGCUCGCCCUGCCCCCUGGCUUCAAAGCCCAGCAUGGAAUCGCUGUCAUGGUCUACACCAACUCAUCUAACACUCUGUACUGGGAGCUGAACCAGGCCGUGCGGACAGGCGGUGGCUCCCGGGAGUCCUACAUGAGGCACUUCCCUUUCAAGGCUCUGCAUUUCUACCUGACCCGGGCCCUGCAGCUGCUGCGGGACGGUGGGGGCUGCCACAGGGGAUCUGGGGAGGUGGCGUUCCGAGGCAUGGGCACCCUUCGCUUUGAACCCAAGAGGCUGGGGGACUCUAUCCGCUUGGGCCAGUUUUCCUCCAGCUCCCUGGAUGAGGCGGUGGCCCGAAGAUUUGGUAAUGCCACCUUCUUCUCUCUAAGGACUUGCUUUGGGGCCCCUAUCCAUGCCCUGUCUGUCUUCCCCAAGGAGCGUGAGGUGCUGAUCCCCCCAUAUGAAGUCUUCUUGGUCACCAGGUUCUCCCAGGAUGGAGCUCAGAGCCUAGUGACUCUCCAGAGCUAUAAUCAGACCUGCAGCCACUUUAACUGCGCCUAUCUGGGUGGGGAGAAGAAGCGGGGCUGUGUGUCUGUACCAACAGGGGGGCAGCCAGACUCAUCCUCCAAUGGGAACUUCUCUCUGCUCCCCUGGAAGACCCUGCUCUUGGCCCCUGGGGGGUUCCUGCUCUCAGGAGCUGGGCCCUGAAAGUCCAAUGCCUGCCGCUCAGGAGUCCUGGCAACUGGCGACCUUCAUCUGAAGAAGGGGGUUUCGAACAGCCUCGAGAAGCAAAGACACGGUUUCGGACCCAGCCCUAGCAGCCAUCUCCCCAAUCAGGAAGUGGGGGGAUCUGAGGCCAUGGCAGGGUGGAGGGAGGCCCCCUAUGUGGUGGGGACCCCCUGGGACAAGCAAGGGUAGUACUGUGAUGGCUACUUGAUUAAACAGUGUUGCAGUGUGGUGACAUGAAA